AUGGAAUGAAUACAAUGUCCUGUGUCUGAGCGUUCAGCUAAAUACAAGCACCAUCAAGGUUACUUGCUUACAAACUACCCCCUGAAAACAUUAUCUAGAAAUAUCCUUCACCACAGCUAAAUAAAGGCUGUUAGUUUUCUUUUUUGUGUGUGUGUGCAUUUGAGUGUCUGUGUGUGUAUGUGUUUGUUGCUGACAAUUGCUGAAGACAUUGGUUCAGUUAAGAAGGUCCGAGAAAGAGUGCAGCACAGAACAGAAGCCUGCUGCUGACUAUAAGCAAGUGAGCCACUUGGAUUCAUAUAGGGUUGAUCUGCUGAAGAGGGACUGAAACCAUCCUCUCCCCGGACAGAUAUUACCUUUUUGCUGAUCGGCCCCUGAGCCCAUAAGGGGGCAUUCCUCUCCCUGACAUCACAGGAUUUCGGGUACAACAUUCAUGGAUGAAGAUGGUCAAUACACUGAUCUUCAUGACUAUUUCCACUUCAAAGAAGACCUGUCAUGUGACUUACUAGAACAACUCAACAGUUUAAGGCAAGAAAGUUCUCUGACAGACGUCCUUCUUUGUGCUGGUGGCAAGGAAAUCCCCUGUCAUCGAAACGUCCUGGCAUCGAGCAGCCCUUACUUCAGGGCUAUGUUUUGCAGCAACUUUAAGGAACGCUUGCAGUCACGGAUCCAUCUACUGGGCAUCUGUGUGGAUGUUCUGGGCCAAAUUGUGGAUUACGCUUAUACUGGUGAGAUUAUUAUAAAUGGGGGAAAUGUUUUGUCUUUGAUGGAAGCGGCAGACAUUUACCAAUAUCCGAAGGUGCUGGAAGCCUGCUCCUUGUACUUGCAAAAUCACUUAACUCCUGAAAACUGCUUCAGCAUGGCAAGGCUAGGGGAAGUAUUCAACUGUGAAAGUCUUUAUAAACAGGCGAGGGCUGUUACCUUGCAAAAUUUCCCCCAAGCAUCUGCAUCUGAGGACAUGAAAGAGCUCUCCUGUAGUGAGCUGGCUGGCUACCUGGGUGCUGAUGAACUAUGUGCUGAGGAAGAGCAAGUUUUCGAGACAUUGACAGUCUGGAUCAACCACGAUCCAAAGACCAGGCAGGGGUGCAUCCAUAAGCUCUUCCAGAAAGUCCGGCUCCAAUAUGUCCAUCCCACGUACCUCUUUCACUUCAUGCUCAAUAACCCUUUGAUUCAGUCCUCACCUGUUUGCAGAAGUAUCCUGGAAUCAGCCAGCAGGUUGCUGUUUUCUUUGAGCCCUGCGGACACUCCUGACAUCAAGCCCAUGUGGUACGUCCCACGUAGAUAUGCUUCCCAGGAGUUUCUCAUCAUUGUUGGAGGGAGGAAGGAUAACCAGCAAAUGAGGGAGACCCUAUUGUAUGACCAGAGCAGCCAGCAGUGGCUGGGACUGGCCAAACUUCCCGUGCGCCUCUACAAAGCUUCUUCAGCGAGCUUACACAGUAAUGUUUAUGUCCUCGGAGGGCUCCUCAUCAAUAAUAAGAAAAGAAGCCUAAGUGCCAGUGUCUACUGCUUCUCUUUGAAAACGAAUGCAUGGAGGACUGCAGAAGAAAUGUUGGUGCCAUGCUACUCUCAUCAGAGUAUAGCUCAUAAAAACUGUAUCUUCUCACUGGGAGGAGUUAGUUCAAAUCAGAUGAUGCUGAACACGUUACAAAGAUAUGACAGUAUUUUCAGCAUCUGGGAAAACAUGGCACCCAUGCCUGUGGCAGUGCUGCACCCAGCCAUUGCCGCCAAAGAUCAAAGGCUUUAUGUUUUUGGCGGAGAAGACAUCAUGCAGAAUCCUGUUCGCCUUAUACAGAUUUACAACAUAUCUAGGAAUAUGUGGUUCAGAAUGGAGACCAGGAUGGUGAAAAACAUCUGUGCUCCUGCAGCUGUGAUUGGUGACAAGAUAAUUAUUGCUGGAGGGUACACAAGAAGAAUGAUUGCCUUUGACACAAAGACAAGCAAAUUUCUUAAAUGUGCGGGUAUGAAGGAACGGAGGAUGCACCAUGGAGCCACUGUUAUAAACAACAAGAUCUACGUCACUGGGGGCCGCUAUAUUACUACUGGCAACAGCAUCGAAGACAGUGACUCAUUUGAUUGUUAUGACCCUGAGCUGGAUACCUGGACAUCCAAAGGAAGCCUUCCACACAAGCUGUUUGACCAUGGGUGCCUUACACUGCAAAGUGUUUCUUACAAACCACAUACUCUGUAAGCACUAUGUAAGGCGAUGAUAAAAGAUUCUAAGUACGGGGCCAGUGGGGACUAAAAGUGCACGCAUGAUUAAUCCUCUAUGUGUUUCUUGUCUUAAUUAGCACGGUGAUCACUUUAAGGAAUAAUAACAUUUAUAUUUAUAUACUGUAGCACCUUCAACAUCUGGAGUACUUCUCAAAGCGUUUGACAAAGCUGGAUGGGCACCCAAACUGAGGGUGGGGAAUAAUGUAAAUUUUGUCCCAAGGUGUACAACACUCAUCUAGAUAUGUACUUUCUCAGUCAUUUUUAAGUUAAACAUACUGGGAGCAUACUUACAACUCUGCUGGACCUGUGGGAUAAAAGAAGACAGGAAACUGUUCCCUGAGUAACAAGCAAUGUGUUACCAUGAAACAUAUGCUUCUGGUUAUUUGGAAUUCAGAACAGUAAUUGUUGGAAUGCAGCCUGGCUUCAGCACCAACUCUGGACUUUGCUCCAACCAACUCUGAGAUUUGUCUAGUGGAGAGGGCAAUCUCUUAAAACCCCAGUAUGCCCCAUAUAUACCCACAUGCAAUGUCACCCAGCUACUGUGUCAUUCAGCAUUACAUCAGCUGUAUGUUGACAUUGUUGGGUUACAGUUUCCAGUGCAGCAAAGUUAGGUUAUGUUUCUGAGUAGGUUUGCUCUAUGAUCAGUGUGCUGACUCCACCAGUACACAACUUUCAGCAGCACAAGAUCAUCACAAAUCAGAUGUCUGGGAACUUGCAGGGUAUCAGAAGUUGAGUAGGAAGAAUCCCUGCUUCCAGUGACUGGUCUACCCUGAUGAUGAUGAUGAGCCAGGCUGUCUGCUUGUCAUCAGUAGUGCCCUGACUCAUACCUGGCUCGGAAAACAGACUAUGCAACCCACCACUGAGAGCUGACGGAUCUCUGACAUUCCUUUGCUAAACGUGCGAUCUUGGAUCCAUCUUAAUUCUAUUUAAUUAUAUCCAUCUUAAUUCCCUCUUUGCCCUUCCCACAAUCAUAAAACUUUACAGCGCAGAAGGAGGCCAUUCGACCCACUUGUUCUCAGAGGAGAUGUACUUUCAAUCCCAUGCCCAACCAAGCCCACACACCUUUUCAAGCUUCUAAAGGUUAUAUUCCAGGAGCAUAUGUGGUGAACCAUACUAUUCUUUCACCAUUGACUUACAAAGCACAAUUGGUGGCAAAUGCACAUAGGAAAACCUAAGCAGUUUGAUGUUUAUAUAUAAAUGUACAGAUAAUCUUGUCAAGAAUAUUUGUAUUUUUUAAGUUUCUAUUAAAACUAUUCAGUUUUUAUUCUCAGUGUCACUUUCUUUAUAUUAUGUUUAUAAUUUGUUUUUGUAUUUCAAGUAAAAACAGCUUUGAUAUUGUAAGGGCCAUAGGAAAUGAUACUUCUGUAUGCAAACAUUUCUUACUUUGCUGUAACUUAGUAACAAUAAAGGUUUUUUUGUUUGAUUAAA
Molecule: messenger RNA, 3636 nt
Organism: Callorhinchus milii (elephant shark)
Lineage: Eukaryota; Metazoa; Chordata; Chondrichthyes; Chimaeriformes; Callorhinchidae
Product: kelch-like protein 38
Exons: 5
Coding region: 431-2185 (584 amino acids)
Molecular function (GO): protein binding
Source: RefSeq, a predicted model, not a curated record